Messenger RNA from Olea europaea var. sylvestris, 490 nucleotides. Its product is annotated as 30S ribosomal protein S31, chloroplastic-like. The record is from RefSeq and is a predicted model, not a curated record. Lineage: Eukaryota; Viridiplantae; Streptophyta; Magnoliopsida; Lamiales; Oleaceae. Gene Ontology annotation, cellular component: ribosome; plastid. The transcript has 3 exons. The coding region runs from base 93 to 410 and encodes 105 amino acids. Gene Ontology annotation, biological process: plastid translation.
UAUUUCCCCUCCAAAAGAGGCCACAAAUUCUGUAUUCCCGUUCUUCAAUUCAAUUCCAAUGGCUUCUCUUGUACUCGGAUCACCACCCAUGGAUGCUAUGUCUAUGGCCUCGCAAUCUAUCACUCUCUCUUUAUCCAAAUCCCAGUCCUUAUUCACUGUUUCAUUCUCAACUUCCCUUUAAGCUUGCAGUAUAUUGUGGCAGAGGGGACAAAAAGACUGCUAGGGGCAAGCGUUUCAAUCACUCCUUUGGCAACGCGAGGCCAAGGAACAAGAAUAAGGGAAGAGGACCACCGAGGGUUCCGGUACCGCCAGCGCUGCCGAGGAAAGAUAGAUAUGAUGAUGGAGAGGUGGUAUAUGAUGAUGGAGAGGUGGUUAAGAUUGAAAUUGAUGGGUCUUUAUUUUCUAAUUGAGCAGAAUUGGGAGAUCAUUUGUAUUUUGCUUUGAUUAUUUGUGAUAAAAACUCCCUGGUUUUGGGUUUAUUGGAAUGGAA